Messenger RNA from Limulus polyphemus (Atlantic horseshoe crab), 1810 nucleotides. RefSeq names its product potassium voltage-gated channel protein eag-like. Gene Ontology annotation, cellular component: membrane. The transcript is spliced from 4 exons. NCBI's taxonomy places the organism in Eukaryota, Metazoa, Arthropoda, Merostomata, Xiphosura, Limulidae. Gene Ontology annotation, biological process: potassium ion transmembrane transport; regulation of membrane potential. Gene Ontology annotation, molecular function: voltage-gated potassium channel activity. The record is from RefSeq and is a predicted model, not a curated record. The coding region runs from base 46 to 1743 and encodes 565 amino acids.
CUAUACGCCACUAUUUUUGGCCACGUGACCACAAUCAUUCAGCAGAUGACGUCAGCUACAGCACGUUAUCAUGACAUGUUAAACAACGUUCGCGAGUUUAUGAAACUGCACGAGGUGCCCAAAGCAUUAAGUGAGCGUGUUAUGGAUUACGUAGUGUCAACAUGGGUCAUGAGCAAAGGAAUUGAUACGAAAAAGGUGCUGAACUAUUGCCCGAAGGACAUGACUGCUGAUAUCUGUGUCCAUCUAAACCGCAAGGUGUUCAAUGAACAUCCAGCUUUCCGACUAGCCAGUGAUGGCUGUCUUCGUGCUUUAGCUAUGAACUUCACCAUGGACCACAGCGCACCAGGAGAUCUCCUAUACCAUACAGGGGAGAGCAUUGAUACACUGUGUUUUGUCGUUUCCGGCUCAUUGGAAGUCAUCCAAGAUGAUGAAGUUGUAGCUAUAUUAGGUAAGGGUGACGUUUUUGGUGACGUGUUCUGGAAGGAACCUACGAUUGGCCAGUCUUGUGCUAACGUACGAGCUCUAACAUACUGUGAUCUUCAUGCUAUUAAAAGGGACAAACUCCUUGAAGUGCUCAACUUUUACCAUGCCUUCGCCAACUCCUUUGCCAGAAAUCUGGUCCUAACUUAUAACCUCAGACACAGGUUAAUAUUCCGCAAGGUAAUCGAUGUAAAGAAAGAAAAGGAAUUAGGAGAGAGACGUCGUAAUGAGCCCUUACAAGAAAUUGCACAUGAUCACCUCGUGCGCAAGCUUUUCUCUCGCUUUAAGAGGAGCGGUUCUGCUAAUAAUCAGGUGCCCUUAUUGCCGAAUCCAGAUGUGGAACGAGGGGAGCAACCGACAUCCAGCGAAAGUGGGACACAACCUCCACGCAGAAACCAUGCCCUUGUUAAAUUACUAAAUAUUUCGGAAGGAGGAGAGAAAGAUGGAUGUUCAGGCAGGGCUGCAAAAUGGACGCCAGCAGUUGGACUAAUAAAAACUGACAGGGCUAGUGGUGAUAACAAAGAAAACCAGGGUGCAGCCGAAAAUUUAAGCCUAGUUAAAAAGGGUGAAAUAAUUUCGAAAAAAACAGAUUCGUUGCAUGUGGUAAAAGAUCCAAAAACUGUAUCAAACUUAGGAGCAAACAAUUUAACUAAGUGGUCCAAAAUUUUAUCUCGCCAAGAGUCUAUCGAGGAAACAACUGAACCAGAUAAAGAAACUGAUGACAAUAUUUCAGGGAACAGUAAAGAUUACUACCACCGACAUAUUCACGUGGAAGAACAAAAGAACGGAGGCAGACAUUAUAGUUUUGAUAGUGGAAAUUUUUCUUCUGAUCUUUUCUCACCUAGAAGCUUGUCCAGCACUGAUUAUCAACAAAUAAUUGUUAACUUUAUGGACCUGCGAAUUGACCUGAAGCAGGAAGUCCAGAGAUUAAAUCAAAAGAUUAGUAAAAUAGAAGAUAAUAUAGCAAAACUUCUCAAACACAUACCGAACUGUGAGGUUAAUCUAGGACAAUCCCAGACUUCGUGUGAUCAUUCAAAACACACGUGUGGAAAAACCAGCGGACGGAAGGACCUUGCAAAUAACGGAACAGACAAAAUGUCAAACAAAAGAAAAAAUGCCCAUUACAAAAACAAAUCUAAGACCUCCACCUCAAGAGGUUCACCCACGGACAUGGUUUUUAGGGCUAUGCUAGAGAAAGAGAUUGAAGAACAAGAAAAAGAUACGUCCCUAUCUCUUGGUUCUUGUGAUAAAGAAGACCAAUAAGUUUGUUCACUCUUUGUAGAGAUAAACUUUACCACUGGUAGUUUCAAGUUGGAGUAUCACAAAGAGG